Panicum virgatum (switchgrass) is the source of this 879-nucleotide messenger RNA. RefSeq names its product pathogenesis-related protein PR-4-like. The transcript is spliced from 2 exons. Gene Ontology annotation, molecular function: RNA nuclease activity. The record is from RefSeq and is a predicted model, not a curated record. Bases 184 to 633 code for a protein of 149 amino acids. Lineage: Eukaryota; Viridiplantae; Streptophyta; Magnoliopsida; Poales; Poaceae. Gene Ontology annotation, biological process: defense response to bacterium; defense response to fungus.
UUCGGGCGAUCGAGAAGAGUCAAUGCAAUGCUCUCAUCAUCAGUCUGAUCAGCCAGCGCCUAUAAAUUAAUCGUAGCAGCAGCACAUCACAAGGCACAAGCUAGUAGCGAAGAGAUCUAUCUGUUGCAUACAUAGCUUACGGCGAGUAAACUCCUCAUUCUCAUCUGAGCUUACAGUAGGAGGAUGGCCGGAGGAGGCGGGCGGCUUGCGCUGGUGGCGGCGCUGCUGUGCGCGGCGGCGGCCAUGGCCGCGGCGCAGCAGGCGUCCGGCGUGCGCGCGACCUACAACUACUACCGCCCGCAGAACAUCAACUGGGACCUGAACGCCGCCAGCGUGUACUGCGCCACCUGGGACGCCGGCAAGUCGCUCGCGUGGCGCAGCCGGUACGGCUGGACAGCCUUCUGCGGGCCCGCCGGCCCCACCGGCCAGGCCUCGUGCGGGCAGUGCCUCCAGGUGACGAACUCGGCGACGGGGGCAUCGACGACGGUGAGAAUAGUAGACCAGUGCAGCAACGGCGGGCUGGACCUGGACUACGACACGGCGUUUAGCAAGAUCGACACCGACGGGUCGGGCGUCCGGGACGGCCACCUCACCGUCAGCUACCAGUUCGUCAACUGCGGCGACGACAACUGAAACUGAUGACGACUACUCCAUCACCAGUACUAGCAGCAGCAGCUGCUGCUGCACGUACGUACAGGAUUAUAUUAUGUAACCCCACAUGGCGAAAUUAAACUUGAAGGAUGCAUGAAUAAGUGGGAGUCUAGUAGUGCAAAUAAAAAGCUUUAUUGUUGUUGAAUUAUAUGGAAUAAAAAGUUACUUGCAGCAUCUAUCCUCUUGAACUGGACUCCACUCCAAAGAGGAUAAUAGCUUUUUGUUUUA